AUGAUCAAACAAAUCAUGCGGUUGCUACCCAAUGAGCUCACUGUCGAUCCCUCACGAUACCCCGCUGGCGCUCACAUGUCACUUGGUCCGAUCUCCAAAACUCUGGUGCCCCAAUUGCUGGACCUACGACUGCACCAGAUGAACAUCGAGUUGCGCUUACAUGAACACUGCUCCAUCCAGAACGGAUCUCGCGCACAAACACCUGCAUGGUCUACAAUUGUGGCUCACGCCCGCGCUGUCUUCCAGUGGUAUGUCAAACAGAUGGUUCUGCCUACCUUGACGAACUCAGAACAAAUUGAUCCAAGCGUCAUUCAAGAUUAUGUGAUGCUUAUCAAAUGGACUUAUCAACUGGUCACGUUACAAUCAGUCAAUAAAGAUGACGUUUUGCUUAGUUCUCGAGGUUCCCAUGGCAUAUCUGCCGGUGAUGUCAUCGAGGUUUACCACCCGGACGAUGCGCAUCAUGCCUUGUUUCUUGUUUCAACCCUGCGAGACGACGUACUGACAAGAGAUGUGAUCAGCAUCGAACACACACUGGCCGUCACACUCAAGUUGCAACAGCACAAAAGCGUUUGUGUUCGCAAUUUUGAUUCUAUCACACUGGACAUGGUGGAGUUCUAUUUCAGGGAACAAUAUCUUAACCGUUGUGACUUGUACAGAUUCACGCAAGAGUUGCUCGGUAGCGUCCUACAAGUCAACAAAAAGGUGACACUCGAUGAUAUGAGAGUACAAGUUGGGGAGUUGUGGCGAAAGGGGGAGAAAUAUUCUUGUGGGUUUGUGGGACCUGCAACCAGGGCUGUUUUUCGCUCACUCACAGCAUUGGUCCAAGUUUUUAUCCAGCUAAGCGAAGAAAUGUGGUCGUUUGAUGAACACGGUGACUUGUAUUUUGAGAAGGCUCUUAAAUUUCUCUCUAAACUAUCCCUUCGGUUGUGGUCGGACAAUGGAUGCAGUCAUAAUGUUACUGUGAUUCUCUUCACUCGUGUCUAUCUAGAAGGGUUACCUGCUGUCAUACAGAAUCGGAUGCAUUGUAAUUCCAGUGGUCAAUUUUUCGAGGACUUCUAUCACGUUCUCGUUCAAAAUGAGCGCUUUCAAUCUGACGAAUGGAAGCGUGUACUCACUCAGUUGAAGUUGGAAUUCAAAGUCUUUCAACAAGGAUUGCUCUCCCACUUGUGGAAUCGAUAUCCUUCUCUGAAGAAGAACAACAACAACAACAAUCUCUCCUUUCGUAUCACCUCUGCUGCUGAGGGAAAUUUUCUCGAGGCCAUAAGCAUGGCGAUGAAUCUGUAUUCGAGCUAUAAUGUCGAUCGGAAUUGCGACCGGACUGGGAACAUGCCUCUAGUCAUCACUCCUGGAACUGGAUGCUUCCGAGUGGAUUCUCGCCUACUUAAGCUGACUGACCAACGCGUUUUGCAUUUUGGUGUUGGGAUUGACCUGAUUUGUCUUGGUCCUCAGCCUUUGCAUUCAGUGCCUUUGUUCGAGGUUGUGGAUGCAGACAGAGCGAAAUAUGUCACUCCUUAUUGGAUCGAUUGCAGUUUUUUCAGGUCCACUCACGAGAUGCGAUGCAUGGGUUUGGGACACCCCAUCAAUCGUAUUCAGAUUUUCCCAUCAUUUGAAACCCACUCGGAAAAGUUCAAUGAUAUUACCUCUACUGUUUCAUCCACCUUAAUCGGUGAAAAGCUGCUGGAGAAUGAUUCGGUUCCUUCAUCGCCUCGCGACGUCACUCCGAUCUAUCAAAUCAUCUAUCCUCAUCCGCCUGAAGUGCCUCUUCUCUGCGAAUUGUCCGCUCCACAAGUAGACCUUUCGUCUACCAGUGAUGAACUACCUCAUCCAUCUUAUCGACCACAGGGAACAAAUCAUUCUCCAAUCACCACCACCACCCCCUUAUCAUACCUACCGAAUCCCACCGUCUCUGCUCUUCACACCACAGCUCUCGAUAGCAGGAUGAACCGAGACCUGAGCGCAGGUUCACACUGCAGCGACUCCAACACCGGCUCACCGGAUGCCCUACACUCGGAUGCAGAUGGAUCGACGCCUCCGCCUCCACAGCAGAGUAUUCCAACCGAGAUCGGUGUUUCUGCUUCAAAACUCAUUCCGCAACCGUCACGGAGCUUAAGAGCGAACUUAGGUCGUUCCACCAACAGUGGUGCUUCGUUUCCUUCGAAUCACGAACACCGCGUUGACUUUUGGCAGAAUGCGUCUAAUGGUCGCUCACUACCGCCUCAUCUUUUGCAGGUCACGGGUGGUCCUGCGCGGCGUCGCAGCGACUGUUUAAGCGGCGUCGCGGGCAAAAAUAUUGGCUCAUGCCGCUUUACUUAUCGCGAUCGACAUUGGAGCUUUGCUGGCUGUACUCCACAACACUCCAGGUCACUAAUGGGACCCUCUCGAGAACCACCAGCUAUCAUGGAGACUUCCACUCGUUCUGUUUCCAAAUUGAAUGCUCACUCUUCAUCUCAGCCGAUCUACACAAGUGCCAUCAAAUCUACUGGUUUGCCGUCUCAUCUGACCAUGUACCGACGGAAUCCGGAAGUGUCCACCUUGUUUCCACUGUUUCAAUCGCUCAAUCCCUUCGAUAUCUCUGGAAAUCAGCCGGCCUCAACCGUGACUGCUGGCCAACGCUGUUGGGCGUUCACCCGUCCCCCUGGUUUGUCGAUUUUCUUUAUUUUUUGUGCUACUAACAGUAAUAUGUAA
Messenger RNA from Dicrocoelium dendriticum, 2685 nucleotides. Lineage: Eukaryota; Metazoa; Platyhelminthes; Trematoda; Plagiorchiida; Dicrocoeliidae. The record is from the annotation of a GenBank genome assembly.